UUCCCCAACGAACUGAAGGAUGAAGGCGAAUCAACUGAACGAUAUCGUUUCGCAGUUUCCAUCACGAUUUACUGUUCCGCUGUUCGCUGCACAGUUCGUAGGUUACAACCGGUAGCGAUAAAGUUUCUUGCUAAACUGUUGAGCGGUUAAGAAGACUUUUUGAUUUCGGCGCGGUUAAGGAUUCUUUGCGUAUUUCAACAUAGUUUUGCAUAGUUCUUGCUGAUUUUUUACAGUAACGCAUUGGCAUUCACCCAGAUUCCAUGCCUAUUUUCCAACGGCUAAUUCCUAUCCCGCUAUUGUUGCUGAUAUCCUAAGCGGAGCCAUAGCUUGCAUAGGAUUUUCCUGGAUCGCUAGUCCUGCAUGCACAGAGCUGGAAGUGGUGAUGUUAGAUUGGCUGGGCAAAGCCUUGGGCCUUCCAGAAGAGUUUUUGGCAUCCUCUGGAGGGAAAGGUGGCGGUGUAAUCCAGGGAACAGCUAGCGAAGCAACACUUGUAGCUCUUUUAGGAGCUAAGGCAAAGGCAAUUGCUAAGGCCAAAAAGGACUACCCACAAAUGAAGGAAUCUGAAAUCAUUGACAAACUUGUUGGAUACACAUCUAGUCAAAGCCACUCAUCAGUGGAACGUGCUGGUUUAUUGGGAGGAGUAAAAUUGCGCUCCAUACAACCCGACGAAAGCAACAGGCUGAGAGGUGAAGCUGUUGAAAAGGCUAUCAAGGAAGACCGCGAAGCUGGUUUAAUUCCGUUUUAUUGUGUUGCCACUUUGGGAACGACGUCAUCCUGCACUUUUGACCGCUUAGACGAGAUCGGCCCUGUCUGCAAUGGAAACAAUGUUUGGCUUCACGUAGAUGCCGCCUAUGCAGGAUCGGCUUUUAUAUGCCCGGAGUUUAGAUAUCUGAUGAAAGGAAUUGAAAGGGCAGAUUCCUUUAACUUUAAUCCUCACAAAUGGUUGUUGGUGAAUUUUGACUGCUCAGCCAUGUGGCUGAAAGAUCCAUCUUGGUUAGUUAAUGCCUUCAAUGUUGAUCCAUUGUAUCUUCAGCAUGCACAGCAAGGAUCUGCUCCGGAUUAUCGCCAUUGGCAAAUCCCAUUGGGCCGUCGUUUCAGAUCUUUGAAAUUAUGGUUCGUCCUCAGACUUUACGGUAUCGAAACAUUGCAAGCUCAUAUUCGCAAACAUAUUGCUCUUGCCCAUUAUUUUGAAAAAUUAAUGAGGACUGACCACCGUUUUGAAAUCACUGAAGAAGUGAUUAUGGGUCUGGUGUGCUUCAGGCUAGUGGGUCCUAAUGAGACCAAUGAAGUACUAUUGAAGAAAAUCAAUGGACGAGGCCUCAUUCAUUUAGUUCCAUCUAAAAUUCGAGAUACAUACUUCUUGCGUCUGGCCAUCUGUUCAAGAUAUACUGAAGAACGAGAUAUUGACGUUUCUUGGAAAGAAGUUAAAGAAGCUGCCGAUGAAGUAUUAUCCGAAAUUAAACAAUGAAUUUGGCCUAAUCUCAAAUCCAUGUGGGACGCCUAGAGAACUACUAUUGAGUACUUACAUAUAAAUUAAGCUUAUUUAUUAAUGCAACUUAUUGAAAGAUGCUAAAUGCCCUCUGUUUUUUGUUAAUUUGGUUCCCUCAUACUUAUGUUGAACCACUAUAAUUCCCUUUUUAAAACGCUUAUUCAAACAUCUUUUUGCGACAGUUUUAUAUUUUUAACGAUAAAGGUAGUAUGUACUUUAUUUAUUUAUUAACUAGUAUUAAGAUAUAAACUAUUUUUUGCUCAUAUAAAUAUAUACAUAAUUCCAUAUGAAAAAUUAUAGCUUGCCAAAAAACAGACAAUAUGUACGAAUUUGUGUAAAAAGUGAAUAAAUCAUAUAGUAAAAGGA
Messenger RNA from Dendroctonus ponderosae (mountain pine beetle), 1855 nucleotides. RefSeq names its product aromatic-L-amino-acid decarboxylase. Gene Ontology annotation, molecular function: aromatic-L-amino-acid decarboxylase activity; pyridoxal phosphate binding. NCBI's taxonomy places the organism in Eukaryota, Metazoa, Arthropoda, Insecta, Coleoptera, Curculionidae. Gene Ontology annotation, biological process: catecholamine metabolic process; amino acid metabolic process; serotonin biosynthetic process. The record is from RefSeq and is a predicted model, not a curated record.